Nyctereutes procyonoides (raccoon dog) is the source of this 3876-nucleotide messenger RNA. It is a transcript of the gene RECQL4, whose product is annotated as RecQ like helicase 4. Gene Ontology annotation, cellular component: chromosome; cytoplasm; nucleus. Gene Ontology annotation, molecular function: 3'-5' DNA helicase activity; nucleic acid binding; four-way junction helicase activity. NCBI's taxonomy places the organism in Eukaryota, Metazoa, Chordata, Mammalia, Carnivora, Canidae. Gene Ontology annotation, biological process: DNA replication; telomere maintenance; double-strand break repair via homologous recombination. The transcript has 23 exons. The record is from RefSeq and is a predicted model, not a curated record. Bases 30 to 3662 code for a protein of 1210 amino acids.
UUCGCGGGCCCGGGCUGGGGUGCGGCGCCAUGGAGCGGCUGCGGGACGUGCGCGGGCGGCUGCAGGCCUGGGAGCGCGCGUUCCGGCGGCAGCGCGGGCGGCGGCCGGGCCAGGAGGACGUGCGGGCGGCGCCGGAGGAGACACGCGCGCUCUACCGGGAGUACCACGCGCUGAGGAGGGCCCUGAGCCGGGCCGGCGGCGCGGGACCCUGCAGCCCCAAGCAGCCGCGGCCGACGGCGGAGGAGAUGCAGGAGCCCAGCUGCUGGGGGCCGCACCUGAGUCGGGCAGCGACGCGGAGUCCUCACGCCGCUGGCUCUGCGCCAGGCUCUGCGGGGGCCGCGACCGACUACGGGGCGAGGCUUAAAGCCAACCUGAGAGCCACGCGCCAGGCUGGGCCAGCCCUGGGCGGCAUACCCCGGCCUCCACGGAGACUCUCGUCCAAGAUGCCCUCCCCCGGGCCACCAGGUGCAGGGGCUGCCCCCGUCUCUGCAGAAGUAGUCAGGGAGGAGCCACUCCAGCCUCCUGGGCCCCAGCCCAGGCCAGGCCGCCUUCGGCAGCUGCAGGCAUCCCUGAGCCUACGUUUGAGCUCCCUAGACCCAGGCUGGCUAGAGCGCUGUAACGGUGCGGCCUCAGAUUGCCUGGGGGCUUCCGCGGCCCGCCAGCCCAGCCUGGGUGUAGAGGAGUCACGGCCUCUGACUUCGGGGGUCCCGUCGGUCCUUGGAGCCAGCCCUGGCCCCGAGGGUCGAGCCCUGCAGAGAGCUGCAGUCGGUGCAGGGAGCCCCAAAGCUGGCAACAGUCAAGGUAAGAAGCGGAGACGGACUAAGGAACCAGGAGGGGUUCCUGCACAGGCGCAGCAGGACGGCGCCCAAGCGGGACCCCCGCCUGAGGAAGCCGGGGCUGCGGAACCUGCAGAAGACUGUCCAGGAGAACCCCUGAGGGUACAGCCCGCCAGUGGUCCCACAGCCACCAGCUUAGUCAUGCGGGACCAAGGUAAUUAUGUUCGGCUCAACCUGAAGCAGAAACGCUACGUGCGAGGCCCAGCACAACGCGGCAGGCUCCUCCGCAAGCAGAUGUGGAAGCAGAAGUGGCAGAAGAAGGGGGAGCAUUUUGGAGGCGGCCAAGCCCGAGCCACAGCCGACGAUUCUUGCUUCCGAUGUGGGCAGCUCGGCCACUGGUCAUCCCAGUGCCCCCAGCCAGAGGCUACUUGGGGCCCCCAGACGAGCAGUGAGAAGGAAGAGGAGGUACAGCCCCAGCUCACCCCGGAGGAGGGCCCCCGGAGGAAGGGCAGCACCAGCUGCCGGCUCCCUGUGAGUGAAGAAGACACGGAGCCCGCUGGGCCUGAGCGGUUGGUGACCAUGGAGCAGCCAGUGCUGCAGGUCCCCUGCCCACCCCCCACUGUGCCUCCACUCUACCCACCAGGGCUCUCGGGGCAGGUGGCAGAGACCCCAGCUGAGGUGUUCCAGGCCCUAGAGCAGCUGGGGCACCAAGCCUUCCGCCCCAGGCAGGAACAGGUGGUCAUGCGCAUCCUCUCUGGCAUGUCCACGCUGCUGGUGCUGCCCACUGGUGCUGGCAAGUCCCUGUGCUACCAGCUUCCCGCGCUGCUCUAUGCCCGGCGGAGCCCCUGCCUCACGCUGGUCAUCUCUCCCCUCCUGUCGCUCAUGGACGACCAGGUGUCCAGCCUGCCCCCGUGCCUGAAGGGGGUCUGCAUCCACUCGGGCCUGAGCCAGAAGCAGCGCGAGUCGGCCCUGCAGAAGGUUCAUGCGGCCCAGGUGCAGCUGCUGGUGCUGUCGCCCGAGACGCUGGUGGGGGCUGGGGUGGGGACGCCUGGCCACCUCCCCCAGCUGCCUCCGGUCGCCUUCGCCUGUAUCGAUGAGGCCCACUGCAUUUCCCAGUGGUCCCACAACUUCCGGCCCUGCUACUUGCGUGUCUGCAAGGUGCUGCGGGAACACAUGGGUGUGCACUGUUUCCUGGGUCUCACAGCCACGGCUACACGCAGCACCGCGAGAGAUGUGGCCCGGCAUCUAGGCGUGGCCGAGGAGCUGGUCCUCAGGGGGCCAGCCACCGUCCCCAGCAACCUGCACCUCUCUGUGUCCAGGGACAGGGACCCAGACCAGGCUUUGGUGACACUGCUGCAGAGUGAUCGCUUCCGCGCUCUGAGCUCAGUCAUCAUCUACUGCCACAGACGCGGGGACACAGAGCGAGUCGCUGCGCUGCUCCGCACCUGCCUGCGUGAGGCCUGGGACCUCGGGCCUGGAGGCCAGCCCGAGGCUGUCGCCGAGGCCUACCAUGCUGGCAUGUGUCCGCGGGAGCGGCGACGGGUGCAACAGGCCUUCAUGGAGGGGCGUCUGCGGGUGGUGGUGGCCACCGUGGCCUUCGGGAUGGGGCUGGACCGGCCAGACGUGCGGGCUGUGUUGCACCUGGGGCUGCCUGCCAGCUUUGAGAGCUACGUGCAGGCUGUGGGCCGGGCCGGACGUGACGGCCAGCCUGCACACUGCCACCUCUUCCUGCAGCCCCAGAGCCAGGACCUGCAGGAGCUGCGCAGACACGUGCACGCUGAUGCCAUGGACUUUCUCACGAUGAAGAAGCUGGUCCAGCGCGCAUUCCCGCCCUGCACCUGCACCCACGCCCCACGGCCUCCGGAGCAGGAGGGAGCCAGGAGUCAAGAGCAGCCUGUGGCCCCAUCCCUGAUGGAGGCCGAGCAACCCAACAGCAAAGGCACAGCCCGGUGCCCAGGCCACACGCGGGCACUGCCCAUGCGGGCGCUGGUGGAAGCCCUGGACAUGCCUGAGGAGGCCAUUGAGACCCUGCUGUGCUACCUGGAGUUACACCCGCAGCGCUGGCUGCAGCUGCUGGCACCCACCUAUGCCCACUGCCGCCUGCGCUGCCCUGGGGGCCCCACCCAGCUCCAGGCCCUGGCCCGCAGGUGCCCCCCCCUGGCUGUGUGUUUGGCCCAGCAGCCAGCGAACACCACAGGUGGGGGAAGCGCUUCUGUAGAGUUUGACGUCUUUAACCUGGCUGACUCGCUGGGCUGGAAGCUGGGCCGCGUGCGGCAGGCUCUCCGUCAGCUGCAGUGGGACCUGGAGCCCAGGACAGGUGCACGUGGGGGCACGGGGGUGCAGGUGGAGUUCGGGGAGCUCGCCUUCUGUGUGCACAGUCCUGGGGACCUGACUGCCCACGAGAGGGACCAGAUCUGUGACUUCCUGUACGGACACAUACAGGCCCGAGAGCAGGAGGCCCUGGCCCGCCUGCGCCGCAUCUUCCAGGCCUUUCUCAGCGUGGCCUUCCCCAGCUGCGGGCCCUGCUUGGAGCAGCCUGAUGAGGAGCGCAGCACCAGGCUCAAGGCUUUGCUCAGCGGCUACUUCGAGGAGGAGGAGGAGGGUCCAGGGGGCUCGGAAGAUGAGCAGGCCCUGGAGCCCGGACAGGAGAAGAUCCAGGACUGGGAGGACCAGGUUCGCCAGGACAUCCGCCACCUGCUGUCCUCGUGGCCAGACCAGCAGUUCUCAGGCAGGGCCGUGGCCCGUAUCUUCCACGGCAUCGGAAGCCCCCGCUACCCGGCGCAGGUGUACGGGCGGGACCGGCGCUUCUGGAGGAGAUUCCUGCACCUCAGCUUCCAUGCCCUGAUGCGCAUAGCCACAGAGGAGAUCCUGCGGUGCGGCCCCUGAACACCCUGCUGGGGCGGGCCCUGCUCCCUUGUGUCACGACAGGCACGCGCCAGGGGCUGCGUGGCCAGCGUGCAGGGAGCCCGGUGUGGACUUUGUCAGGGGAAAAGGGCACAGAUGUCCACGACAAUGGCUGACAACCCUGGGCAAGGCCCACCACCAGAAGUGUGGUGGGGCAAGGAUGCCCCAAAAUGCAGAAUAAAAAAUGCUCAAGCCA